AUGGGAGGGCCUUGCCCUAGGGAAGCCGCCUUGUUGAUCACGGGAGCUCUCUCAAACCUGAUAACGACUUUGGGGCACGACAUAUUACUGAAUUUUCCAAAAAUAGUGAAAGAAAAUGCUUGGUGCCUAAAAUCAGGUGGAGAGGAAACUUUCGCAAGGAUAGCGAAAUCAUGUGGUUACAUAAAGAUUCUUCAUAUUUCAGCAUAUGUUAUCAUUUUCGUGUGUGUAUUUUCCAUAUGUCCAUUAUCUGAACACGAUAAAAUAUGGCAAGGUGCUUUAAGUUUGAUAGACGAAUAUAUUUCGAAUAGUUCGAAGCCUUUAUUCACCAUACUGUACUAUAUAUCAUUCACGUCUAGUGUUUAUUCAUUCAUCCAUCAUAUUCUAAAUCAUUAUGUUAUUAGCUUAGUUAAAAUGUCUAUGCAAAAUAGUGAUAAGGUCGGAUAUCAAGAAGAAAUCUACAGGCAAAUCAUCAUACUUGUACGGAUUAAAGAACGUACAAGAAAGUUCUGUAAUAUGAUGUUGGUAUAUGCAGACUAUGCAGCAAUUCCGCUAACAUUUAUCGCAAUUGAGCUACUUGUCUGUGUUGCAGCAUUCAUAAUAUUUGAAGUUCGUCCUGAAAGCAACAUUAGAUUAUCCUUGUCAUUUGCUCCAGUGGUCAUAUUCGCCGUGAAUUUAUGUUCGAACGGACAACGUGCGAAGGAUGAGUCAGAAAACGUUUACAACAAUGCUUUGAAGUGUGGAUGGUACAACUGGAAUACGAGAAAUCGACGAGCAUACCUCAUGUUCCUCAUCAGCAACAUGAAACCAGUGAGAUUCUCAAGAUCAGGCGUUUAUGAUGUUGAUUACCCGCUAUUUGUGUUUGUGAGUAUCACCACUGAUCUAAGUACCUAUGUGAAUGAUAUGGAGAACUGGUUACACCUUGUUCACUCUUUUCAUCAAUAUGAGUGGAAGGAGAAAGAAGUUCUAGGAGAAGCACGUAGAGAUUAACUAAUUCUGGUAUUGAUAUAGAAUACC
Messenger RNA from Phaedon cochleariae (mustard beetle), 1014 nucleotides. NCBI's taxonomy places the organism in Eukaryota, Metazoa, Arthropoda, Insecta, Coleoptera, Chrysomelidae. The record is from the annotation of a GenBank genome assembly.